AUGUCUCCCACGCAUACGACACAUUCCACGCAUCCAUACAUCCAUCCAUCCAUCCAUCCGCGCAAAUCAACCAACCAAACAACUGAAUCUCUUGUCUCUGCCAGACUGACACCUCUCAUCGGUUUGUCAGCUCCCUUUUCGCCUCCCAUUCCGCCUUUCCAGUCUUUCCAACCCAUCACAAAUCAAGAUCUGAGAUCCCAAUUGCUGCCUGCCAUCGUCUUGUUCCACCGUUUCCCACUUUUCGCCAUCACGGCCGCAACCAUUCCCCGCCGUGUCAAACAUCCAAGACAUACCGACGCCGUUGAUGUUCCAACUCCACACUUUCCAGCUUCGCCCCCGGCCUCAUUGCGGCAUUCAUCCAAAGACAGCUCUACAUGGAAAAGAGAGGUACCUUUUGGUCUGCAGACAGAGCUACAGCCUACACAUCCGUACAGUCUUGAAAACUUAUUUACAGCUACAUGGCCAGAUGCAGCUAGUCUUUCUGCUGCUGCUCUGGCUGCUACCAUGUCUCAACCCCGGACCGAAGCUCUGAGCUGGCCGUCUACCAAGAGAGAAUGCGAGAUGGGCAGAGCAAUAGAAACUGCUUCUAUGCGUCGAAGCCAACAACCUGCACCCCCAGGCCUCAAGGUGGCAGGAAAAGAUGCACAACGUUCAAUCUCAAGCCUGCCAUAUCCCCAUGGGUUUGCUUCCGACAACCCAACCCACACGCCUGCUAGCUCAUCUCCUUUGUUCUCAUAUGCAAUGAGUGACAUGGGCAUGGCUGUUGGCCGCAACCGCUCAUUGUCGCUUCAUGCUUGA
Molecule: messenger RNA, 798 nt
Organism: Colletotrichum godetiae
Lineage: Eukaryota; Fungi; Ascomycota; Sordariomycetes; Glomerellales; Glomerellaceae
Exons: 3
Coding region: 1-798 (265 amino acids)
Source: RefSeq, a predicted model, not a curated record